Hyaloscypha bicolor E is the source of this 1806-nucleotide messenger RNA. RefSeq lists its product as uncharacterized. Gene Ontology annotation, molecular function: DNA-binding transcription factor activity, RNA polymerase II-specific; RNA polymerase II cis-regulatory region sequence-specific DNA binding; zinc ion binding. The record is from RefSeq and is a predicted model, not a curated record. The transcript has 2 exons. Lineage: Eukaryota; Fungi; Ascomycota; Leotiomycetes; Helotiales; Hyaloscyphaceae. Gene Ontology annotation, cellular component: nucleus. Gene Ontology annotation, biological process: positive regulation of transcription from RNA polymerase II promoter by galactose; DNA-templated transcription. The annotation marks the transcript as partial.
UUACCCGAGACCAGAGCCUAUCAUGAGGUCCAAGAUACUGUCAACAAAAGUAGCAAGGUCUUGAAAACUUUGUUCCCUACAAAGUCUUUAGACUUGCUGGCUACCUUAUCCAGAGAAGAACUCAUAGGAUUGCUCGGGAGUGAACCAGCACGGUUUGGCGACUACCUACAACCGAUGAGCUCCGAAGAAGAGCUGAAAUGCAUCGAAUUGUCUCCUCAGCAAGAUUUUGAGUGGGACGAGUCAGUAGCAAGUCAAGACCUCGCAGCAGAUGUAUCGGACGAUGUGAAUGGACUUGCCCUUACUUUGGACAACAAGUCGUCUUAUUUAGGCAUAUCUUCGAUCACGGCCAUCAUUCGAGUUAUUGUUCAAAUCGCUCCAGAUACCAAGACGUGGAUUCUUAACGGCAGUGCUCAAUCUGCGGAUCCAUACCAAGAAUGUCCCAGAGCCAUAAAUGAAGCUCUUCUGCCGGAUGAAAUGCUCUGCAUCAAUGCUUAUUUCACACAUGUCCACAACAGCAAUCCACUCGUCAAUGAAGCGCUUUUUCGGUCAAAAUACUUGAGUGGCCCUCAAAGUGAUUCUCCUUGGAUUGCUCUCCUCAACAUGGUUCUUACCAUGGGAAGCAUUGCAGUGUCGGAUGCUCGGAACCACGCCCAUUUCGUCUUCUACCGGCGGGCCAAUCCACACAUGACACUCGAAAGUCUGGGCGCCGGCCACCUGGAGAUAGUUCAGGCGUUCGCAAUACUGGGCGGAAGCUAUCUGCACUAUUUGAACAAGCCGAACCUCGCCAGCGUGAUUACUGGAGCAGCAUUGCGUAUGGCAGUCGCCCUAGGAUUGCACCUCGAGCCGUCUCAGAAAUCGGAAGACCUCAGCGAUGAUGCCCGUCUUCAAUUUGAAACAAGAAGGCGAACAUGGUGGUGUCUUUUUUGCUUUGAUACAUGGGCAUCGGCAACAUUAGGUAGGCCUAGUUUGGGACGCUGGGAUCCCGGUUCUAUCACCGCGUCCUUGCCCACCGCUUUGGAUCCCGAGGUAAGCAGCGAUUUCGGAGCAAUAUGCCUUCGAACCAGCGUUGAGUUCUGCAAAAUCGGAACUGGGAUUCAAGAUCGAUUUGCAAGAGCCCCUCUUAUUUCCAGUCGCGAAAUUUUGGAAUAUGACACACAACUUCUCCGCUGGGAAUCACAAAUUCCUAGCCAACUGCGAGAAUUGGAAACCAAGAACCCAUCUUUGCGUGCACCGUGUGGGCUAAUGAGAAGCCGUUACCUAAAUCUUCGGCUAGUUCUCUGUAGACCUCGUCUUCUAAUUAGUUGUCUCCGGCAGGAAAAUCGGACUGUCCAACAACCAGAAGAGAGGCAGGUAAUUGACACAUGCAGAGAGAUUUCAGAAGCGACGGUCCAAGAAGUUGCUAAAAGUUGGUUCAAAAACCAGAUCUGGGCCUGGAAUGCAGUCUGGCUGCUGUUCCAAGCAACCAUGAUUCCUUUGCUUGGAUUAUUCUCCGACCCAGACCACGAAAAUGUCCCAAAAUGGCGACAGUCUAUUGAAAAGUCUCUUUCACUGUUUGACGAGAUGAGGGACUUCAGCUUGGCAGCGCAAAGAAGCUGUGAAGUAGUGGCUAGAAUUUACCAGGCGUCUGAGAAGGCUAGGGCGGCUCCUGCAGGUGCCCAGAGGGAGGUGCAGAACGAGUGGACUUGGCUUGAAGGCCAAUUUUGGCCUUUGCAGCAAGAUAUGGACUGGUUCUCUUUCCCGGAGUAUGGAGAUGUCACAUUUGAUAUGGGCUUCCUUGCAGGAGCCCAUGAUCAAAGCCCACAUUGA